This is a messenger RNA of Portunus trituberculatus (swimming crab), 2859 nucleotides long. Its product is annotated as ADP-ribose pyrophosphatase, mitochondrial-like. The transcript is spliced from 7 exons. Bases 423 to 1325 code for a protein of 300 amino acids. NCBI's taxonomy places the organism in Eukaryota, Metazoa, Arthropoda, Malacostraca, Decapoda, Portunidae. Gene Ontology annotation, molecular function: ADP-ribose diphosphatase activity. The record is from RefSeq and is a predicted model, not a curated record.
AGUGGGCGGCGGGUUUGCGUGUGUAGGAUUAGAGAUGUAGAUACAGUGAACCAACUGGACGUGCAAGGUUGCGUCACCUCACAGGAAGGUAGCACUUAUUGAUCCUGGUUUGCUUCGCAUCAAUUGUGUGGGCAAUAAUAAUAAUCUGUGUGUGUUGCUCUUCUUGUUUGGAGUUUGGUGUGGCCGUGUGGAGUUUCACUGGUGGCGCAGUCAAUGACGCACUCGAAGUGUUCCGUGGCCGUAGGUUGUGGCAGCACUCAGCAGGAAGACCACAUCUGUUAGAUUCGGCUGAGUUGCCCUUUUUCUUAAGGAAGUCCCCGAUGUGAUGAGGGCGAAGCCUGGAAGUCUUGCGAACCAGCGAGGCACCGAGAUGUGCUGGUGACGGCCCGAUUAGGUGGAGUGGUGGUGGCCGUGAUGUUGGCAUGAGGAGUGUUACCAGAGUGGUGUGCCCAACCCACUGUCUCACCCGCACCACUGCCAGCAUGCAUACCAAGUGUCGCGGUGGGGCAUACCCCUUCACCAAGGACAAGGUGCAGCGAGUCCAAGUACCAGACACUAAGGUGGACUGGAGUGUUGAGUUUCCAGAGUACUUGCCACCAAGCCACACUGCUCCACACAUCCUGGCUGCACCUCCCUAUGCUGAUCCAGAGAUAGGAACUGCCGGCUUCAAACCAAGGUGGAAUGCACUGGAUGGCAGAGUGAGUCGCUGUUCCCAUGUGAAACCUUAUGAUGUGGUGGACGGCUUUCCGCGAAAUGUGUGUGGCCGGACUGGAGUGGCAGGGCGAGGUGCUCUGGGACGGUGGGGACCCAACCAUGCUGCAGAUCCCAUUGUGACGCGGUGGAAGUUGGCUGAUGGCAAGGCAGUCAUUCACGAGAAGACCAGAAGACCAAUCCUGCAGUUUGUUUGCAUCCAGCGUCGUGACACUGGGCACUGGGCCAUUCCAGGUGGCAUGGUGGACCCUGGCGAGCGUGUCACCACCACCCUUCAGCGAGAGUUCCUGGAAGAGGCACUCAACUCCCUGGAGAUGACACAGAAACAGAAGGAAGAAAGUGAAAAGCAGCUCAAAGAACUUUUCAAAGGGGGCGUCGAGAUUUACUCUGGGUAUGUGGAUGACCCUCGCAACACUGACAAUGCCUGGAUGGAGACAAUGGCCUUCAACUUUCAUCAAGACAACCUGCAGGGCAUGCUGUACUCGAUGCAGCUCCACGCCGGGGAUGAUGCCAAGGCUGUCAAGUGGCAGGACAUCUGCAGCACACUGAACCUGUAUGCCAGCCAUGAGGACAUGAUAGAGAAGGUUGCACAGAGACACCAAGCUCACUGGUGAGUACAGAGCCUUUGUGUUAUCCUCACCUCCUGACCCAAGGCUCACUGGCAUCAUUUCACUUGGUAAAAAAUUAAAAGAUUAAGGAAAAAUAAAUACAUCAUUGUAUUAUUUAACUAGUGAUUUUUAUUUUAUUUCAAAUAUUUUGGGACACUCACCUGAUUUUAGUCAUAAUUCUAGUGAUUUGUGCACUCAGCUCACACCAAAAGAAUGUGCAUUUGAAUCCCAAGCCAGGUGGUGAUAAAGUCAGUGUUUCCUUUCACAUGGACAGGAGCAGAAACCUUUGCAAUCCUGCUAUUCUGUGUACAUAAUGUGUAUGUGUAUUUUGAGUGAGUGUCUGCACUACACACUGAUAGGCAAACCAGGCAUGGAAUGUUGGGCAUGUAAAUGCAUAGUGACAUAUUGCAUUGUGAAUAUGUAUAAUUUUGUACUCCUGAGUGAAGGCUUGUUAUGCACUGAUUGUUGGUGCAUCUUGAUUGCCUCAAAUGUUAAAGAUGAUAUAGAAAUGAUAAAAGUUUCAUAGAGAUCAUUAUCUGAUAGAGAUUCUUCUAAUGCACAGACAAGUGUUAUAGUUGUGCAAUACGUACGGGUGAACUGUCUCGGUCAUUAACGUAGAUACACAGGUAGAGGAUCUAAAUGGCCCUUAUAGCAGAUGUGUAAAUCUAUAUAGAACCAAAGAAUGUUAACACAGAACCAAACCUUAUCAACACAGAACCAAAGCUUCUUCAUUUAGAAAAAUAAAUUAUUUGAAAUUGAGCAUUGACUGAGAUGAACUUCAGCCUGUACAGUGUUGGGCCUUGUCAGAGAUUGGACCGGUCUUGUCAGGUUGCAUUUAUCUCUUUCAUUUUUAUAUAGAGCCAGUAACACAAGGAAAGGUAAAUUGUUAGAUGUGUGUAUUAUUCCCAUGCUGGCUGCCAUAGGAUUGUGUUUUUUGGAUUUUUUUCCUUUCUCAGAGAUUAUAUCAGACUAGUUAUUAUAUUUUUAUAUAUUUAAAAGCUUUCAUUCUCAGCUCUACAUACACUUCUUAUGCCUCACUGAUUAUUGAUUUGAGAAGUAACUUUGGAGGAGAAAGUAACUUACUUUUUUAAGUGAUUAAUCUUUGGAAACACAGUAGCCCACACCGUGUUGUGCACCAAACCAUUUGUAACAAAAUUCUUGAUUCCCUCCAAUACUGUAGCUUUCAGUUUUCACUGUGUUGCUUUGAUAUUAUAUGCCUGUUGACAGACAAAAAAGAAUGAAUAAUAAUAAUUCCUGCAUGUCUCAGUUCCUACACAAGCAUUCACUCUACAAUAACUGAACCCAAAUAUUUGAUAACAUUCACUCAUAACUUUGUCAAAAUAUUCUUUGUCACUGUUAGAGACAAUUCUUAUAAAUAUACAAACAUAAAUGAGCCUGUAACAUCACUCAAAAAGCAAAUGGUAUAUAUACGUAUAAAACACUUCCCUAAGACACACACGCAAACACACACACACACACACACACACACACACACACACACACACACACACACACACACACACACACACACACACACACA